GCUGCAAGAUUAAGGAAACUGCAUGUACAAAAGAAUAAAAUUCACUAUAAUGAAAGGUCUAUUAUAACGAUAAUGAAAGACACUUAUUAAAAUUGCUUAUUAAAACUGCAAACUGAAUUCGAGAUGUUCAUUUAUGUGGUAAACACAAUGCUCGCCACGAUGCGUACGCGGUAUGAGUUUCCAUUGGCAUACCAUGAUGGUGAUUCCAGUAAAUACCUUCUUUUAAUGAAAAGCACGAUCCAUAUCGAGUCCACUAUGUCCGAUUCAAACUGUAUUUACACGCGGAUUAUUGGCAAUUCUGCUGUUACAACACCGCCGGAUGCGUGUUGCUUUUUACAAGCGAGAAAUUAGGCUGAAGGGAAAUAACCAAGGUCGUAACAAGCUAUCAUUUGAUAAUAUAGAAAAGUACAAUAGGGGAGAGUUGCCGAAUGCAUACCAAUUAAAUUACUUUUUAUUACAUAUCUCAUUUGGUAUUGUUUCGUGCGUAAAUAAACGUUAGAAAUUGUGGCUUGAUGUUUUCCAGAUCCCUCUAUUACUACAUAUUUUUACCUAACACAACAAUAACAAAUUAAUCUAUUAUAAAAAUUGCUACAUGUUGCAAAAAGUAUGAUUUAGACAAUCGAUUACUUAAAUUAUGCCUGUGAGUCUCUUAAAUCGUAUCGCUUCACAAAGUAUGUUGCAAAGCAUUACAUUAUUUAGAAUAUAGAAGUGAACAAAAAACGAAAUAAUGCUCGAAGACUAAAAGUAUUUGUUUUUUUAGCGAACCGUUUGGUUUUAUGCUCGGUUUAAUAUGCUCGGUGAUAAUUUCUGUGGAUGGGAAAAUGUGCGGCCGAAACGGCAAAACGACCGUAAAUUCGCCGAACAUCCGGGAAAUAGUCGCGGCUGACUGCUCCGCCACGAAUCGGCAAUUUUGCGGGCCACGUUCUGCCUGUUCUGCGUGUUUGCGUCAUUAGUCUAAAAGCGUCGCAGGGAUCCGGGACUUACCGCGCGCCGCGCCGACGUAGUAAGACAUUACGACCAGCCAGCCAGCCAUCCAGCACCCCUAUUCGGUAUAAUUUCCACCCCCUCCUGCCGUUCUCGGCACCCCUCGUUCCCGAAAACGGUUCUCAUCGCGAAGGGGUGCGUCCCAUCCCUCGCUAUCUCGGUUUCUCACUACCAUCCUCGCCGUCGUCAUCAUCGUCGUCGUCGUCGUCGUCGUCUCCGUAUCUCUCCCUCCUACCUACCUCCCUGCUGUCUCCCGCCUCCUCCUGAUAAUUAAUUUUACGUAUCCAGUUUACAAGCGGACGAAGUGGCGCGUAAUCAGAUUUCGUACCCGAGAUUGGUAGAGAUUGCUCGCGCAAGUCUGUCGACGUCACCGGCUCUUCGCUUCGCUGAGGAAUGACGCGCACGCCUCAACGACUCGCCGCAAAGGCACGGAGCACAUCCAGAACGCGAUAGUCUCGGAGAGGUGAUAAUAUCCAGCGAAAUAGGAAAUAUCUCGGUCUCAUGCGUCGUGAAAAUCAGUAUUUGUUCACGUUACGUUUUCGUCUAUCUUGACACGAUUCUUUAAAUCCAAGCUGUUAGAUAAAAUAUUACAAUAAAGUAGCUAAGAUAAAAUUCAAUCAAGCGCAGAAUAAAUUAAUAAAUUAACAAGUUUAAAUUAAUAAAUUGGGUCGCGUGGAAAAACUAUGAAAGAAAUCGAUAAAUGUUAUUAUUAGUUCAAAUAAUCACUGCUGAUAAUAGAGAAAGCAUCAUAUAAAUAUUUUUGUUUCAAUGUUUGAAACUUUAUAAUAAUUUUCUUUUAUUAAAAAAAAAUCCCCUAAGAAUACUUUGCCAUAAAGAUAUAUUCUACGAAUAUAUUUCCAAUACGGUCUUCUUUCGAUAAAUGUUCUGUCUUUAUUAUCAUUGUUAUAAUUGCUAUCUUUCCCAUUGUUAUUAAUCGAUUAGCGGAAAUUUCUUUAUCGAUAAAGUGAUAAAAACCGAUAAUUAGUAAAAGAUUAUUAUUAUUAUCAUGAGAAAUAUAGAAAAUCAGAUAUUGUUGAUUUGCAUAAUCCCAACGCGCUCAUUUUAAGACAUCGUCUCCGCGUAAAUUUUUCGAGCAGUAAUUAAGAGUGACAGCUCUCACCGGAGGUAUGUGCGAACCGGUAACCGUGGCUGAUCUUGAUAACAGUCGAAAGUUCUUAAGUGACAAAGUUUCGGAUACUUAGUGCAGAAAUAACGUCCGUUUUCCCGGCGACUUCAUCCACCUAUCCUCGUGCCGCGUUUAAUUACGAAAUUUCGUAAUCUUGACCCAUUCGUCGUGGGAUGUUCCUGGUGUGUAUCUCGCCGAAAAUAACAGCGAUUCGUUACAUUGGCGGAGGAGGAGCGAAUUUCUCACUCCGUACCGAGCAUCGUAAACGUUGAAACAUCGCCCGAGUCCCCGUACUUUUCUCGAAUCAUAAACAUCUUAAUGAAUUCCAAACAUUUCGAAAUCCGCAGCGCGCACGUCGAAUCGAGAUUCUUAUCUCGCGCCCGCCCAAGGAACGUCAUUUCGCUUCUCUAUUUGCGUUUCAUUUCCACCGACGCUGACAAACAGGCUUCUUCCUUUGUGCCGCGGUGUGGAACCAGUUAUUCGCCAGCCGGAGUCCGCAAAUGUUUUCCGUGCACGCGACCACCAUUCGAAGAAAGCGUCGCGAAAUCGUUGGCCGUUCAAUCAAUCGUCGACUGCACUUUCCGGUGGCCGCGAGAACAAUUCCCAUCCGCGGCUAUCGUCCCCCCACGGUAUCUCGAUAAGUGGGUUGUGUCUCCGAAAGCGCGGAGAGUGUAGGAUGGUGUGCGGUGUGCGGGAGGAGAACGCUUUGUGAGCGGUAACGCAGUUACCGUGCACUUUGCCGCGAUAACUUCGUUCCGGCGUUCGUCGGUUCCCACGGUCGCCUGGCGUCCAAUGGUCUCCUUUCCAUGGCCACUCCGCCGAAGAUAUUGCCCGGCCAAACUAGCCAAUGUGUGCCGUCAUCCGGUCAACUCGCACUGUCUUGCCCGCCGCCACCAAGCCAUAACGCACACGCUUCGGCUGUUUCUCGAAUACCCGUGAUCGUUCCCGGCCAACUUUAACUCAUCGCGUCGUAAACGAACCUCGCGUUACGAUACAUGCGACAUUCGAUAUCGUUGCUGUGACGAAAUUCAAUUACUCAAAAGCUUUUUUUAUUUGCCUACCUUGAAAUUUAAUGUCAGGCACAUUUAACACUUUCGAUUAAAACAUUCUCGUAACAUCAGUACAUCGUUAGUCUAAUAGUAACGUAUAAUUACGUACGUUUUCAUGAAUGUAAUAUUGACAUAUUACGUGUAUAUGCCAUUGGUAACUUCUAUUAAAGUCAUUAAGGUUAUAUGUAUAUGUCCAACAAUUAUUCAUUGUUACAACGUUUGAUUUCCAUGGUCAUCUCAUUAGCAAUUAUGGAUGUGUCUAAUAACUGUCAUUAAGUUUUACAAGCGAUAAAUAUCCCAUGACGAGGGAAACCUGCGAAUUCAUAAAUUUUCCAGAGCACGGCUGAUUCGUCAAUUAGGGAAGGAUUAUCCCUCGCUUAUUGACAACAAAUUCUCGUGCGAUUUCCUCUCUACUGGUCCCUGUAUUAUUAACAUUUAUGCUAGGCGAAUCAAGGUCGCAAACCCUCUCGCGCAUCCCGGCAAUGGCGAUCCAUCAAAUCGUCGUAAACCGUAACAGGAAGCGCUGAUUAACUGAUAGCCGUCUGUUUCGGCUUCGAACACAAACGCGUUUGCGCGAGCAGAGGUACUCACGCACUCGCCUCAUCCGAUUUAUCCAUUAUGCGCCUAAAUCAUCUCUAACGCCGGCCCGCUAACGCUAUAGAUCAUAUCGUUCGGUUUCCUGACUCCACGUCGGCAUCCCUGUCAGCGGCAGCGGACGAGGCGUGGAUAUUGUCGAAGCACGAUGAUGCUUCUCUCUUUCUCUCUCUUUAUUAUCCUCCCUCCUUCCCCCUUCUCUCUCUCUCCCCGUCUCGCUUCCUCUCGGCGAACAAGAGUGCCUCCCUUUCCUCUUCGACAUCGCGUCGACACUGGUUGGCCGACAGGGUCUUCGGCUUCGGCAGGCAGUUCGGUCCGGUAGUUGCUUACAUUACCAUACGAAUGGUCGAUCGAUCCAAGACCUCGUACCACCUAGCCAGCCAGCCGCUGCCGUCGGUGCGCUCGCACGAGGAGUACUGACACGUAGUUCGACGUAGCCGUAGCGGCACGUACACGCCACGUAUACGCCACGGGCGUGCAUACGUGACGAUGCAUGUAGGGUACUUUCGCGUGUGUGCACAGCCGCGUGAAUGUAUACGUACACAAAAGGCGUAUGCAUGCACAACGCAUACGUGCACACAAAACGCAUAUGCCGAUUAGGGCAGGGAAGGACUACGGCGACGUAUCGUGAUGCAGUGGACGUGGACGCGAGCUACGGAUGUCAAGACGCACAGUAUCGCCGCCGUAGUAACACGGAGCCAGCGAAUCGGUUGAGUCGUCGACGACCGCGACCGGUACUUAGGGCACAACCCCUCCUGUACACAGCCGUCCCGGAAUGUACACCGAUCGUUAAUCACCGUUAUUGUCGCUAAACUCUAGCGCCCCGGACCCUCCCCCGACUCUUCCCGGAAGGGCUACAUUCCGGGCUACACCCGCGGGAUAUUAUUCCGUGCCCGAGAUAGUGCCGACGAUCCUACCGCGAAUCUUGAUCCAACCAGCCAACCAGAUAACAAUAGCAGCGCGGGGUCUCGGAGGUACGGUUUAUCGUAUCGCGAAGACGCUACACUGAGUAGGUGCUUUAUCUCUUGGUAAUAUAUCAAUAUUCCAGUAGGUCUGUAAGCGACACGUAUGCGCCCAGGAAAUCCCGCGCAAAUUGCAAACUCGCGAAAUAUUUGCACGAAUGUAAAUACGUUCCGCUCUUUUUUUUUUUUAUAAAUCGACAAAAACUUUGCUUUGGUUGAUCCAAUCGCGAAACAUUUACUCGCUCCUUUUUUUUAUCCAAGUUAUUAAAAUAGAAAAAUUUUUUUUUCGCCCACGGUAUCACAGAAUGCGGCAAAGUGAAGCUGAACGUUAAUCGAAAACACGCUGUAAAAGCUUCCGCCUGCCAAUUCGCUCACAAAGACGACAGUAACAGAAAACGUGUGCGCAUUGCAAGAGAUACAUCGCUUACAUUCGUUCCCGAGAUACCCUCGCGAGGCGCACGUUGAAUCUUAAGGCACGCGCCAUUACUGCGAACGAAUCUUUUUGACGCAGCGAAAGUCCCGCAUCAAGAUUCCAUUCAAAGAAGCGCCUCGCGUUUUAUCCAUCCAUCAGCCCCUCGAGGAUGCGAGGGCGAGUGAGGAGGGGAAGCGUCGGCGCAAGAAACUGUAGAUUUUCGUAUACGCCAACGAAACGGCUUCGGAUUUCCGUCAGUAGUCUCGCUCGCAAAUUUGCCUCGAAGAUCGCCCUUCCUCUCUCCUCCCUUGUGGGAGAGAGGACUCGAGUAUUGGCCGUUCGCGAUAUUAUUCGUUCGUAUUUUUUGUACCGUACGGAAGAGGGAUGCCGAUCGAUCGACCGAGUGGCUCGUCUCAGAAGGUAAAAGGAGAACGGCAGACGAGUACACUCUAAAUUUUUUGGAGUGAAAUACGUCACUCUUUGCUGGAGUGAAUAGCAUAUCACUCCAAAUAGAGUGAUUUUUCACUCUUACGGAGUGAAUGAGUUCACUCUUUGCAAUGGAGUGAACAAACUCACUCCUACUGUAAGAGUGAUUUAAAUGGUCUAUCAACAUUCACUCCUAAAGAGUGACAUUUCAGUCUAAUAAGAGUGACUGAUUCUGCGGAAGAACCAGCGACAGGGGGCGCGGCGCUUCGCAGUCUGUUUUUAUUCUUCAUCGCCACGUAACAUCGGCAUCGAUUUAUAUUUAUGUUGUGUAUGUGGAAUUAUAUUUGAGAUAAACGAACGUUUCUCUUGUAUCUCUCUAUAUAGCUUCUGUACUCUAAUAGCGCUCUGUACGAACCAUCAAUACGAAGUUUCUAUCGUAUAUGAAGCAGUUGUACAUCAUUCGUUAUAACUGUGUAUAUUAGAAGUAUGAAUUUUCCAGAGAAAUACAAUUUGCCAGCGGAAACUUUAAAUAAUCCUGCUAAACUAGCAGAAUAUUUAUGCAUGCAAGGGAUACAAAAAGAGGUGACAGAAAUAUUAGAGCGAGAAUGUGUUGAUGGUACAGCAUUCCUAUCAUUGACGGAAAAUGAUUUAAAAGAAUUACAAAUAAAGAUAGGCCCAAGAAAGAGGAUUUUAAACUUGAUAAAUAUAGCAAAUCCAGGCUUUAUUAUUAUUAAUAAUACAUUUGAGAAAGAUAGUGAAAUAAUACAGCAAGUUUCCAACAUUGAUGUAAUACCAGCAGAAAAUACCGAAGUAGAAGCUUCAACAAGUAAUUGCAAACUUCCAAAUGAUGCAUUUGCUAAUAGAGAGAAACAUAGUGUUCAGAAGUGCAAUAAUCAAGGAAGUAGAUUAAAUGUUCGCGAUUGGGUAAAAGCACAUGAUGCGAAACAAACAAGAAAAUCUUCUCUGUUACGUACGCUAGAUACUGGCAUAGUAGACAAUACAGCUCGUCAAGAGUUAAUAAGAAUAGUUUGCGCAGAAAUCGUCAAGAUCAGUAAUGACAUGUAUCCAUCCAGCGAUUUAAAAACUGAAUUGGCUAAAGAAAUAGUAACAGCAUUUCCAAAACUACGAUCGUCGCAAUCGACAGAAGGAUAUGAGCAUUUUUUUGACAAAAAGACCAACAGCGGCUUUAUUCAAUAUCGAUUGAAAACUAUGAGAGUAGGAUUAAGUCCUUCGAAUAAAAAAAGAUCAAAGACUUCGCCAUCGAACCGAGUAGAAAAUGCUAUGAAAAGGCAAAAAAAGGAUAUAAAUGAAAUAUAUCUUGAUGAAGAUAUGCUUAAUAUAAAGAUUUCGGAGCUUGUAUUAAAAAUGCCAACUGAACAAAAUAAACAAAUUAUCACUAUGUUAAUGGACGAAACAAGACCUAACAGGCAACAAAAAAUUAGAGAUUCUAAGUGCACAGUAGCGGAUAUUUUAAAGGAAUAUCCCAGAUUUAAAGAUUAUCAUGGUGAAUUGAUACACAGGGAAUUUAUUUCAAUGUUCCCCGGGAAAGAUAAAUUGUUGAAAAAAUUUCCAGAAUUUUACGCGUCUAGAAUUUUGCAGUUCUGUUCUAUAUAUAAACCCAAUUUAUUGGAGAAAAUUGCAGAUUUGGAUAAUGAUAAUUUAAAAGCUCUUGUUCUUCUGCCCGAAUUAUUACCAACACCAAAUUAUAUGAAAAAAAAAUUAUCUGAGAAAGAGAAUUUAAAACCUACAAAAAAAAAAUUAAAAUCGGCUGUAUGUAAUUUUGCAAGUAAAGAAAUCCCAAAUACAAAUUUACUGCGGUUCAUUCAUACAUCAGAAGAUUUAUUGUCUUAUAAUACAGACAAGAUAGAACAAAAAAAAUCAAAAAACGUACAGCCCUUUUUAAUAUGUAACAUGAUUGGUCAAAAAAAAAAAGGAAAUUUUUUUAUUCAGACGGAUGGACACUUAAUUUCAGUGAGCGAUGAUCCAAUGACAGCAUUUGAUAUUCUUGUCAAAUUUCAUUAUUGUUUUGACAUUCAUUUUGCAUCUGAUUUAAUUAAUUUUUAUGACUUCGUAACCGGGUGCAUUAUGAACUUAAAUGAACCACGUGCUUGUUGCACAGCGUUACACACAAGUUUAAAUAAUAUUGAUAAUCUUUUAACACCAACGCAAACUGUUGAUGAUAGCGAUGAGGAUAUAAGGUAUUUUUUAUAUACAAUAAUUAAUCUGAACUGCGCGCACACACACACACACACACACACACACACACACACACACACACACACACACACACACACACACAAAAUACUAAUAUAUUAAAUUAAGAUAAUUUUUUCAGUUAUGCAUCAAACAAUGAUGAAAAAGGCUCGUCAUCAGACAAUUAAAAACAUAAAAAUAAAUUUAAAAAUUUAUUUUGUUCUUUUAUAUAUUAUAUAUAUAUAUUCUUUUAUGUAUUGUUCAUGCAUAUAGUUCAUAUAAAACAUGUUUAAAUAUUAAAGUUAAAAAUAUAAAAGAUGUUAAUAUAAAAAAUUUGACUGCAUAAUUUUAUUUUUUCCUUUAAGAAAAAUUUAUUCCGUAUUUAUAAUAUAUAAAGGUUGAAUAAUUGAAUAGGUAAAUGCUAAAAGUGGUUAAAGUCAAAUUUUACACUUUUUUACUUUUUUGUAUAUGUUUUUUAUUAAAACAGUAUUUUUUAACAUAAAUGUUUCAAUAAAAAAUUUUAUACAAAAGUAAAAAAAUGCAACAUUUGACUCAACUACUUUUAGCAUUUACUUAGUCAAUUAUUCACUCCUUUCAAGAGAGUGAAAAUAUUCACUCCUCGUUAGAUUGAAAAUAAUUUCCCAAUUGGAGUGAAUUUUCACUCUCUAAGAGUGAAAAUUUCACUCUACUUAAGGAGUGAAUGAUUCACUCUCUCCUUGGACUGAAAAAUCACUCCUGUUGGACUGGCGCAAUUUUCACUUUCGUUAGGAGUGACAUUUCACUCUUUUAGAGUGAAAUUUCACUCCAAAAAAUUUAGAGUGUAAAAAGGGAAUACGAGUGGCCGAACUCUCUCUUUCUCUCUCUCUCUCUCUUUUUUCGCUCUCAUUCGAACGAGAGGCGGGAGAGUUCUAUCGGUGAGCAAAUAUAAAGGGAAACUUCACUGUGCAGCCAGGGUGGAAAAGGGUGAUACGUAUUCGAGGUCGACCAAUGAGACGGCUGUAGAAGGGAAUACAGUCGAUAUUAGGGAAACCGAAACUCCGGCGAGAAAAAAAAAAGUCAACCUAAAAUUUUCUGUCCACCCUUAUAACGUGAAACUUUGCCCAAAGACCAAUAGUCCUGCUCCUGAGGCGUGAGAAUAGAACGUUGGAAGCUCUUCUUGAAAAAUGAAACAAAAGGAACGCGUUUCUUCUGUCAAAUUUCACUUACAUCUGCGAUAUUGCUUUCGUUAUUUUCAAGAUGUGCAUAGGUAAUAGGUUUUCACUAUUUUAGUAGCUUUGAAAAAAGAAAAGCGUUUGCCUCGACGUGUUGAACCAUCGCCUGGCGGAUCCAUUUCGAAUCGAUUCUUGCCGGAAUGUAAAUAAAAGAAGGAGAAUAAAGUCUACUGAUAUUUGCUCGCGCUUUGUAAAUAUAUUUCUUUAAAUUGCCUUUAAAAAGGAAAAAAUUUACAGAAACAUAACCGGACGAGAACAUAAAAAGCUUACUGUGCGAUAUAUAAAUCCGAAUGAGAUCUAUAGCAGCAAUUUGCAGUCUUCUUCAUUACAAAAAUUCAUUAGCAAUGUCUUAUAUCAAUCCACACUCGAGUGCAAAUUAGAAGUAAACACUUCCAUCAUCACGCAAUUAGUUAAACCUUUAGGCAACACAUUUAUAAAGCUUAAAUAUAGGUUUCGAUAAAACAAUAAUACACGUAGAAAUUAUUAUUUCUCUCUGGUGCAUCGAAAGCAUGAAAAUUGUAAAACAAAUACGCGGGAUCUUCACGUUGGCGGGUUGGCUCUGCCAAUUCCGACGGUUUUAAAGUCUCGGGCACAUUGAACAUGUUGUCUGAAUAGACAUCCCGUCAAAGGUACUCGACCUUAUUGCCUCUCGUAGAAUAUGAGCUCCUCGGGGUUUUGAAUCUUGUAACUCGCGGUAGAGCGCGAUGAUGCAGGAAGUGCAUUAGGCAAGGUUCCAUCUAAGAGAUCCCACUUGAAGAGUUUGGUAUAUCCCGCCAGGACGCGGCGCCGACGUUUAUGGUGCGGAGCAGGUGGAGGGAGAUGAAGGUUGGGGGCCGCAUAGUCUUCGCCUCGAUACAACGCGCGAUACAUGGCGCCAUUGCGAGAGAGGAGGAGGGGUGCCCGGGCGCGCUUUCGAGGGCGUGUCUGCGGGUUGCAGUGUGGGAAGAUGUUGCCGCGUAAGGGAUGUAAAUGCACGGGGGAUACCCCCUGGGCUUUGGAGGCGCAUUCGCGAUGCAUUCGAUGCACGCGUUAAAGCGUCGUAGAGCGGACGCGCGCGCGCGCGCGCGCACGCGGACGGGCGUUUUAUUUGCGGAUACUUGCCGCGUUUCCGCGCGAAAUCGCCGGCAAAAACGCCGGAAACUCGCCGCGGCCAUUACGCUCAUCUACUCUGAUAGGUCUUUAAGCAUGCGCGACUCGCCGCAUUUGUAGCCCUCAAAAUGGUAUCACAUGUGUGGCAAAGUAUCUUUUUAUGCACUCCGCGUCACUUAGCGCGGUAGCACGUUUCACCCGUCUCCCCCUUUUUCGUUUUUAUAUACAUUUAUUUAGAACAUAUUAAACUUUUAGUAUAAAAAUUUGCAAGCGAAUAAUUGAAAAAGCCCAUGUAUAAAUGUUACGAAAAUAUUACACAUGCAAUGUGCGGAGCGUAAUAACGGUAUUUAAAAAAAAGAGAGAUGCGUUUUUUUUUUUUUUAACAAAAUAUGCAUAUAUUUCGGAGAUGUUUCAAAGGAUUGUCAUAAUAUUUAUACGCAGUUUUUUUUCCAAUUAUUUUCCGCGAGUUUUUUGCUUCGAAAUAACUUUUUGAACAAAUAUUUCGUCACAAACUGUUGAAUUGGAAAUGCGUGUAUGUAAUUACAAGACAAACCCAAACGUUCAUUGUUUCGCAUAUCAAAAAAGAAUUUUCGUGAACGCUCGUAUUCGCGUUUUCCAGUUAUCUAGCCGCAGGUGCUAUCCCUGCCGUCCCCAGAGAGAAGAGGGGAGCGGGGAAAGAGGGGAAUCUUGAAGGCAGUUACAUCCCGGGGGAUUUCGGGCGAGUUAGCGGAUAGCGGUACAAUCUCCAUUAGCGAUUUCUCAGGACGCGCAUAGUCAUUUCCCGUAGGUGGCCGCCCUCCCCUACGUUCGUUCGCGCACAUACAUUGGCCUUUACCGAGUUGGAAGGUUGCCUCCUCAUUGUGAUCGUUAUCCAAAGGAUCCUCGAUUACCUCGCCGGCGGAUCGGACUCUGACCAGAGUUAGGUGUUUCGCGGUCGUUAAGGUAAUUUGGGCUAUGAUAUGUCCUGAAACGGUUCGCCGGAUUUGACCCUCCUAUCGCGGAUGCGCAGGCGAGCCAGGCCUGCCUCUAUCGCUUCCGGUCGGCCAUCGAGCGAUCGUCUUCACCCAAUUAGCUAAUGCGUCAGGUGAAAAUAUAUUUGAAGGGAAAACAUAAGUGCAUCCGGUGGACGACGGUUUCCUUGACGGAUGUGGCUUAAUUACGUCGGAGCUAUCGUUUACAUUGGUUUAUUCCGCCGGCGUGCAUUGAUGCAUAAACGAUCCAAGUCCUUCAGUUAUGUUUUUAUUAUGGACUUGUGGACUUUGAGUUAUAUAAGUUUAAUCGUAUUUAUUACUUAAUUAUUAUUUUUUUUAAUUAUUCAUUUUUCGACAACAUGUCGUCACGAUAAAAAAAAAACACUCAACUUUCAAUAGCGCGGAUUGCUAAAUAUUCCACUUAAAAUUUCUCGAAUUCUAAAUUCAUCGUUGUCUGUCGUAAAUAGUUUAUCGAAAAUGUUAUUUAACUCUGAGACUUUUGAUGCCUCGCACGCAGGGAAAUUUGUGUGGUAAGAAAGCCGUAGGAAAAUUUUUUACAAACAGUUAUCGCGCCGGUACCGCCGAAGUAAAGGGCCGUACGGAAGGGCAAAGUCGUGGCCUAUCGCGGCAUCUACGGUUAAGUACAAGUUUCGCAAUAAACUUCGCGAACCUUUACCAUGCCCGAUAAUGUACUCGGCUUCCAAGGUGCUCGCACUUUGGAACAUGCGAACAGAAGAGCAUGGAGGAGAAAAAAAGAGGAAGAAAGAGAGAGAGAGAGAGAGAGAAAAGAUAUCGACGGCGGCUAGCAAAUGCGCGGGAUAUGAGAAAAGUUAAGGAAAAAUAUGAAUUUACGAUUUUGCUCUCGCUAGAACAUAUAUCGUAGAACGCGAGGAGAGGCGGAGGAGAAGAGUAGAUUUUAUACUUCGCAUUGUUCGCGCACAAAACCCGCUUUAUAGGCUCGUCCCCAUGGCUCUUAUUAUCGUGAACUCACUAUCUUUCGCUCUCGCCUCGGUCGAUGUGAUAGAAAGGAUAGGGCGUGAGUUUCAAGGACUUGCCCUCCUUCUUUCCCUAUCCGCCUUUCCACUUCCUUCUCUAUCUCCUUGCUUCGGCCGAGGCGCUCGUGCUUUCCUCCCUUACCUUUCCUCGUUUCGACUCGAGAAGUAUUUGUUCGGUGAACGUUCCGCGAACGAUUUAAUUAAUCCGUGAAAAGCGCAGUCCUCCGUCGCCGUUAGCCUGUGGGCUGAGCAGUUACGGCCAAGAAAGGAAAAUAAUUACCGUUACCGAGCGUUUCUACCCCUCUUCUACACUUUAUUCUACAUUUUAUCCACAUUUAACGGGAAGGCGAGCGCGCGCCCUCAGGAGAACUCUCACUCUCUCUUUUCCUCUUUUCCAUUCUCGAAACGCUACUCUCUUCCCUUCUUCUUUCCGUAUCGAUGGAAAUGUUAACUGAUAUCGUCGUUUGCACAGAUUACCGUCGAACAGGUAUCCGGAAAUUGUGAGAAUUCAGGACCAAUAGCCAAUAUUUUCGAGAGUAACUCAGAAGAUAUUUAUAUACGGCGCUUUCAUUUCGUUCGAUAAAAACGUCUUUAUCGAGCCGCGACGCGCCCUCAAGAAGGAUUCUUCUUACGUUCCGGAUCUUCGUUCCGCCUCUCAAAUAAAUUUUUAUUGUUCUUUUACCUUCUGUAUUUUCUGCAGAAUCGAGUCCCUAAUGAAAUAACGCGUGCUCCAUUCGCGUCGAACACCUUCGAGAUAUCGUCCUUUCUCCAAGUUUUACGCGUCAAACGAAUAGAGUUACUCAAGGAAGCAUUAUGCUUUCCGGUAUCGCGCCUCCACACAUAUCUAAACUUAUCCGCAUGAGCACUUUCCGGAAUACAUAAGCGCGACGUCGGAGUCGUUCUAAGUGCGCUCCCCGCGACUAAUCUCGUUUAUCAGCCUGCGAAAUAAUUCACACGCUGCGGUUCGUCGAGCUACCAGUAAUAGGGCCAUCGGAAAGAUCGACAUUUCGAUUAUUACCAGUCGAUAUAUUAUUUUUAACGAUGUAUCUUUAUCAGACUAGACUGUCGAACAUCUUACGUCUUUUAUUGGAAGCUUUAAGUUAGAAUUUUAUAUCAGACUUUUUCGAGUAAAAUAUACGUGCCAUAUAAAAUAUUCGUCUUUCCGUUCUUAAAUUAAACGAGAAGUUUUUUGCAAAUUUUAUACCGAUGUAGGGUGUUUGUGUGUGCGUGCGUGUGUAAAUCCUUUUCAUUAUCUUUCCCAUAAAUCCAGCAUAUUUAAAAAAUAUAUAAUAAAUAUAAUAAAUAUACAAUGAAAAAGCGAGCGUAAGCUGCAAAAAUAAAGACGUUAAAAGUGUAUCUCGUAUUAUCGCAAAAUGUUUGCGAGGAACUGUGUCGCACGUGUCGAAAAUGCGUUUAAUUACAUUUAACCGUGAUGCAUUUAAUUCCGCGUCCCGAAUGCCAUUAUUACGCCGCGUAAUUUCGUCGGCGGGACGAAACACGUAGGCGAAUGCGCAGACACGCAGACACGCGUUUUCUUAGGAAGCGGAUGGGAGUUGCCUUGGCGGGAAACGCCAGGGGAUACACCAGUAAUGGAUUACUUUUAAUUAAGUAAACACCCGGAUUACGUAUCGCCGUAUACCCUCGCGUCGCUCCAUUACCACGGAUUUUCCAAGAUGCUUUGUUCGCUACGCGAAGAUUGCAACCCCCUUUCUCAACGCUCUCGGGCACGUCUGCCACGUUCGAUGACUUUGUCGCACUACAUUCACCCGCGGUUUGCAUUUUCCCAGGCCCGAUUCUAACUUUCAUCGCGAUCAGAUUUUUACCAUCUUUUAUUUCUUUAUUUUCAAUUACCUAAAAUCCGGCAUCGAAAUCUCAGAGACUCAAUUUCAAUAAAAUGAAAAAAAAGUACAAUUUUGUUUAAAAUAAAAUGUUAAACUUUAUGUAUUGUUAAUUCAAUAUAUUUAAUUUAAUAUAUUUGUAAUUAACUUGAAGAGAAUGUUUUGAAAAUUUAGUUAAAAUCUUAAACUAUAAAAUCAUGUUUUAGAAUUAAUUUUAUAAGCAGCUUCCAAGUUAGAGAGGAUAGAAUUUCCAAGAAUUUAAGUAAAAUUUGUGAAAGCAUAUGUUAUUUGAAGGAAUAAUAUUUACAGUUUAUAUUUUAAAUCUAAUAUAUUAAUUUUAAUAAUUAAAGUACAUUUUUAUUUAAGUCAUAUAAAUUUUUUAUAUUAAUAUAUCUAAGAAAAAUCUUAUUUCGAAGAACAAAAUUUUAUUACGUAAUGAUCCAUAGUAACAAUAAAGAAUGAAAGCAAUGAAAAUUCUGUUUAAAGUAUAAUAAAGGUUCAUAUUUUAACAGCGAUCCUUUUCUGCAUGCCCUACAUUUUCAGGAUUUUGAUGGAUUAUUUUGAAAAAUGAAAAAUUCGCAACGUGGGCCCGAGAAAGUGCUUAUGUUUGUAAUAUGUUGCUAUCUAUAGGCGGCUCUGCUGGAAGUUAAUACUUGGGUCGACAUCGACGUCGUUGCCGUCAAGAUGACGGCGGAUGUUCAGAGGUGGAAAAUUUCAUGUGAGUUUUGCCACGCUAUUUUGGUUACAAAACUGUCGAUACGUUCGCCGAUAAUAUCACGAAUAUGUUAUUUUUGUUAUCUAUCGCACAAACGCUUUAACUUUUAGCAAAUUGCCAAAUAUUUUGAUUCCGCGACAAAAAUGCGUCUAUUAAAAUGAUAAUUUUUAUACUAUCUAAAAAAUAAUCAAUACAUUAUUAAUGGUCAAAGCUUUUCAUUUUGCCACUUUAUCGCCAAAUAAAAUUACUUUAUCUAAUCCUAUCUAAAAAAAGGCAUGUAAAGUCGAUUGCUUGCAUUUCUCCAAGUUUAUUGUUGUUUUUCCGCGAUGCCGAUUGGUUCUCUCGCUGCGCUUACUUCGUAUUGCAAGAGUAGCUGUCAUUGCGACUGAAUUUUGACAACUGUUAAAUUUGCGUAGAUAUUAUAUCUAUACAAUUAUCGUUAGCGAAUUAAAAUUUGCGUAGAUGUUCAGAAGAAAUCUUCCCUCCCACGGGUACGACCUUGUCGUGGUGGGAGGGCUUAGUACCCCGAGGGCUUGAAUGCCUAUGGGGGAAGCUAACUGUACCCAUUGCACUUAUUAGGUUUGUUUUCUAUUCCUGCACUGUUGCAUUAGUGCAAUAAGUAAGAAUGAGAAAAAUAUAUUUGUCUUAUUCUAACUUAUUUCACCAGUGCAGCAGUGCAGGAAUAAAAAACAAACCUAUUACGUCGUCGAUCGUAAAAUUGUGGUUCGUCGCGCCGCGUUAACGCGGUUCGGGAGUGCCGACCGAUUGAAUUGAAAACGAACCGUAGCCGGCUCGUCGCGUCGCGCGUUUGCUUCGGGAGUGCCGUUAACAAAAGGACUAAAAGGACUUUUCGCAUAACUCCCAUUAGAAUGAUUUGUUAGUUCGAGAGACUAUAAGCACUAAACAGCGAAUUCUUAAUUACGAUCUUAAUAUGAUUGUAAUUUUGUAUUCUUCUGCACAGUGCUUGACGUUUCGUGUUAUCCGCACUCGUCGACUCAAGGUGCUGAUUCCACGGAGCAUUCUCCGAACUGGAAAUCAUAUCGUGGGAGUUAUAAACGUGGGGUGACGCGCGAAAGACUUUUUGACAAUUAAUUAGUCCUCGCGCGAUUGUAACUUCAAUAAUCGCGAGUGUUUUUCGCGAGUGUCUCGUGACAAGAAAGGACAGCCUGUUCUGAGAGGAGGAGGAGGUCCAGGAAGGGCAUCAGGCCCCGGCAGAGCAACCUUGGGGUGAGUAUGAUUAUUAUUUGCAUAGAAUUAUUAGUUUUCUUUCUAUUCGGUUUUUCCUUGAUAAAUUAUAAAGAAGAUAACGUCAGGUAAAGUUUUACACAAUUUUAAUUUUAUAACCUUCUUUUCUUUCGAAAAAUAUUGAUUAUACGAUGAUUACAUAAAUAAUUGAAAAAAUAAAAAAUUUAACCAGUAACAAUUAUCUCUCAUCUUAAUAUUAAUAGUCGCGAGCUCUGUUUUAAUUUGAAUUUAAUUUUGAAUUACUUAAUAAACACAAGUACAGAGUUGCAAACCGUAUUUUUUUUUCAAUACUAAAUGUUCUUUCUGUCGUGCUUUAAUUUGGACUUCGCAUUUGUUUGUUACAGAAUCAUCGUAGCGACGUUGCUGAAUAUCUCUGCCGCUGCGCAUCGAUCGGUGAGUGAUGAAUAAACUUUUAAAUUUGGGGUAAUAGAUCUGUGACAAAAUUUUACUUCAAAUAUAAUGUAGAAAUGUUUGCUAUAAUGCAAUAAUAAAUAAUAUUUAAAUGUCAUACUUAUUUCAUGGAUCUAUUGCCUCAAAAUCAGCUGCCUCUGGAGGAGCUGCUUGAAAAAUGCAAGAGCGGAAAAACCGCAUUAAAUGUAUGACAAUUCGACUCAUUGUAAUGUAAAAAGUUCUAUUUUUAAUAAUUAUGUUUGUCGCGGUGCUGCACAUUCUAUUCAGCAUUUUAUUCCGAGAUAGUCGCGAAAUCAAUGCGCGUUUAAGAAUAGUGGAAGAAUGGCGAGCGUGGUAAGACGAAAACUCAGUUUGCGCACGAUUUACAUCCACUUGGCGAGUUUUUACGCAUCCAUCUUCGUUCGGAACGUCCGUCGUCGGAGAAUCGACGCAUUCUCCGUCCGCCGGCGGAAGGAGAAUGCAAUAUUCGCAACGAAGAAGUCGAAGAACUCUCGCGUUUCCUCACCAUUCUUUUCGAAACGCGAUUUGAUAUUUCGGAUAUUUUCCGCGCGCAGAAAUAACGCUCCCGACGCAAGUUGCGACCAACUUUCGUUUUGCGAGCUGGUUUAAAACUUUCGCCCGAAUCGUGCGUUUUCCGACAUGUCUACGAAAUCUCGCGCGCGAUUUGUUCCCUACGAAACACAUGGAGUGAGAAAGGAUGGAGAGAAAGGACGACAGCGAUUGUUCUCUCGACGCGAAUCUCCGUGCGGGCUUUGUUGUCGAUCUUUGGUGCAAUAUUAGCUUACGGAAAAGCUUCCCUACAGAACGUAAUAACGUAACAUCAAAGUUUUAGUUCUCGUCUCCUGUAGUCUCUCUCUCUCUCUCUCUCUCUCUCUCUCAGUUUUAAGCCUCUACGAUUCGAUCCUUCUUGCUGCUUUCACCUAUCCUAAUGCAUGAGGAGAGUUGCAAAGUUCCGCGGAACUCAUUUGAAUUUUUAUUCAAUCCAAAUGAAACAAAUAAUUAUCACGGCAAUAAGCCGCUGUGAAAUGCGUUUCGUGAAAGUUGAAAGUGCACAAGAGUACUUUUAUAGGCACCAUUCGCGUACGAAACGAUUUGAGCUUUCGCCUUUGAAUAAUCUCUCUCUCUCUCUCUCUCUCUCAUUUUCUCGCACGUUUUAAAACGAUUUCGGGCAUCGUUCUUUUCUUCUAUUUAUACCUUGAAAUGCCGAAUUGAUUAUUCUAUUCUGAUUACGCUUUGCCACGUGUCCGAGAUAAAAUGCAUUGAGUUAAUUGAGUCAAAGUUGCAUUCCAUUGGAAAAAAGGCUAAUACUUAAAAAAUCAUACAUUAUUUAACUUCUUAUGUAUAAUUAGUUAAUUUUCCUACGUUUUAUUCGAUCCUAGACAUAAGAUCUGCGUACACAAAUUCAGGUCGAGUUUUUUAUUAAGAAAUUCACAAUUUUCGAGUAAAUGCAAAAAAUUAAGAGUAAAGAAAAAAAACAAAUAUGAAUACAAAUCGAUAUUUCUAUUUAUAAAUUUAUAAUUUCAAUCGAUUAUCGAUUUAAAACAGUAAAAAAAAUAAAUUAUUCGUAUUGAGACGUAUUCGGCAAAGGUUCGCCAUCUCCUAAUUGUGAAUAACGUGUGCGCAUGGUCGACAUAGAUUCCUGUCUCACACGAAACCAGAAGAGGGAUGAAGGGGAAUGCGCUCUCCACAAAACCGCGCUGCAGCAGUUUCCGUCUCCAGUCAAGAUAAAUCUGACCGUAGUUAAUUGGAGGCGGGAGCGAACGCGCCCCCCUUUUUAUUUAGGUUUUUUUUUUUAACGUCGGAUUAAUGCUCGGCGCGGGGUAAACGACGCGUGUUUCUGCGUUAAUUUUAGGUUGAAAUCGUUAUGCCGCUGCGCCGACAACUCGUUGGAAGUACUGGGCACGCGUUGCGCGAUAGUUUUCAAUUAAUUGCGCGAUUUAGUGACCAGCGCGUUCGAUGAAUACCAGAUUCGUUGUUAGCGUGAUAUGAUCUUUCCGAAGCACGCGCCGAGGACACGCGUCACGCAUCGGUUAUCAUCCCUAUAUAUUAAAUCCCCAAUUUUUUAACGGCACAAUCUUGCGUCGUUUCAGCGCCACGAUGAGCUACCGCGCUGACAAUGAGUUAUUAUUUCCCAUUUCGUCUAAUAAAAUGAAAAUAAUAAAAUAUGGCAAUAUCCGUGAAACUUGGAAAAAUGCCUGGAAGGUAUAAAAUUUAAAAAGAUCGUGCGUAAGCCGCUCAUAUUUCUUUUGCUCAUUAAGGUGUCAACACUCGACGUCAGCGUUUUAGUUUCGUAAAAAUUCUUACGACUGCAAAGCAGAAUAUUUUCGAUGUAGAUUUCUUUAACACGCGAAUUUUCUAAGGAGAAGUAGAAACGUUGUUUCUCGUAAGUGGUCAUUUUGAAUUUACGAGAUCGCAAACUCGUGAACGAGACACGCACCAAUGUCCUGUAGAGGCUCGUAACGGGCUGACUAUACUAUAUAUUAUUUCACUUCCUCCGAUCUCUCAGCUAAGAACCCCUUAUCCUUAAUUAUUUCUUCCUUUCCUAGCAAUUUGUCGUAAUUCGACCAAUUAUAAUUAACGCCGAGUCUCUCGGUGGCGAACGGUGACAGUAAUAAUUACAGAAUGUACGACCUCGUAAUAAACGCAAGGAAUAGAAUAAAGAAGGAACGAGAAGAUGUCUUUGCGGAAAAUUUAUAAUUCGAAUAAUUCACAGAAAUGGCUUAAUAAGAUAAUUUGGAAAAUUACUAGAAAAAAGUAUAGUAUGAUUCGAUGCGGAAAGGUCUGUAGAGAAUGCGCUGGGAUGUGUUGUGCAGAAAAGCAAAACUCUUGAUCGUCAUCGCGAUUGAUAGUGGAGAACGCGACGGCCGAAGAAAGAUAUCGAAGGCACCCGUCGAGAGAACGGCGAAAAAAAAAAAAA
Messenger RNA from Monomorium pharaonis (pharaoh ant), 19138 nucleotides. RefSeq lists its product as uncharacterized. The coding region runs from base 6040 to 7869 and encodes 609 amino acids. The record is from RefSeq and is a predicted model, not a curated record. The transcript is spliced from 12 exons. Lineage: Eukaryota; Metazoa; Arthropoda; Insecta; Hymenoptera; Formicidae. Gene Ontology annotation, molecular function: protein binding.